AUGCGAGUACGGCCGGCGGCCGUCUACAAAAACUUGGCUCUCGUCGUCGGCGCGCUUUUCAUUUUCUACGCGUGCACCUCGAUCCUCGGCUACGAUGACGGGAAGCACAUUUCACACCCGAAAAAUCCAAAACAUCUUUACAUAACGGUCGAUAAAAAUAGAAUGGAUCAUCGAUUUGAGACGUUGGCCCCAAAGCGAAUCCUGGUGUGGAAUUCAAUUUUCGGCACUCACCCGGAUAACAAGCACAUGUUAGAAUGCCCUGGAUUAUCGGAUCGAUGUAUUCUCGACUCUGACCGCAGCCGAAUCAGUGUGGCCGAUGCCGUGUUGAUCCACGCUCCGAAUAUCAAUGAGGGCCUGCCUCCACCCGAAGCCCGAAAGCAAUCUCAACGCUACGUGUUUAUGUCCAUGGAGAUUCCACAGCAUUUGCCGAAAUUUAACGUGUCAAAGCAAUACUUCAACUGGACGAUGACGCAUCUCCACUCAUCCGAUGUCAUCUUCAAGUAUGGAGGCUUUUGGUUGACAUCAAAAGAAGCUGAACUACGAGGAUUCAAGGUGGCCGACUAUUUCGUGCCGGAAAGAACCCUACGCAAAACCAAAAGUGGCAUAUUUGGUUUGAUCUCAAACUGCAAUACCCCGUCAAAACGUGAAUUGGCGAUCAAAGAAUUGGGAAAACACAUGCCGGUACGCAUCGCAGGAAAGUGUGCGACGGAAGAAGCCGACCGUCAUGUCUGUCCGCCAGGGGAUGCCUGUGAGAAGAUCUUCUCCGAGUAUCCCUUUUUCUUUGCGGUCGAAAAUACGGUCUGUGACGACUACGUCACCGAGAAGUAUUGGGCGAGGAAACGGAUACCAUCGAUUCCAAUUGUCCUCCGCAGAAGUGCCUAUCGAAAUGAAAACCUUCCAUCACAAUCUGUCAUCGCCUUUGAUGACUUCAACAACCCAAAGGAAAUGGCCGAUUUUCUGACAGGCUUGGAGAAAAACUUCACCGCCUAUUCGCAAUACUUCAAAUGGAGAAACGGAGGGUGGACCGAGGCGCCGUGGAAUGCUCCCGGCUUCCGGAACGGCUAUUGUAAGCUCUGCGAAAAGCUUUGGGACAUUGAGGAACCCGAGAAUACGGUCGAAGACGUCUACACGUGGUUUCAGGCGGAGUCGCGGUGCGAGGGAGCCGAAUGGGUGAACGAGUGGAUCGCUACAAAA
This is a messenger RNA of Mesorhabditis spiculigera, 1194 nucleotides long. Lineage: Eukaryota; Metazoa; Nematoda; Chromadorea; Rhabditida; Rhabditidae. The record is from the annotation of a GenBank genome assembly.